CACUGAGAGAGUGAGUGGAGGACUGGAAGAAAAAAAAAAACUCCGUAAAGAAAGAGAGGCUCCUCACUCCGACGGUACUUUCUGUCAAACAAGUAUCGAAGCUCUGCGGCGGAGGGAUGUCACACAGCGGCCGGGACGCGGAGGUGGAGACGGAGUGAACCGGAGAGUUAGAACUUGUUGGAGGAAGAAGAGAAAGAGAGAAAGAGAGAGAGAAGGUUUUCACUCGAGUCGGGACGGUAGCUUCGUGUUUCCGCUGCAACUUGAGAGCAGGGUUCCACGCUACUGGUGCUACUGGUGGUGGUGGUGACUGGACGAGAGGCGACAGAGGACCCGCAACGUGAGGUCUGUUCCCCGCUGUGGAAAGUUCUCGAGUCCGGAGGAAGGAGCGACAGACACGGACCGAGAGGGACCGAGACGGACCGAGAGGGACCGAGAGGGAGCACUGGUUCCCGGACUCCGCCGCCGAGGCAGCUCGGUCAGAAAAGUUUCCCCUCAACUAGUUCCCCCUCGUCGGGAACUCGCGGCGGAGGAAGAAGAAGAGGCCGAGAGACUCGACUUCGGGCGGAAUCCACCCGGGUCCGGGGAACUUUAGCCUCCGUCCUGCUAAGUGAGCUAAAGCAUGAAAACACCCGGAGACUCCGGGAUCGCCUUCCCAGAAUGGGCCUACAAGCCCGAGUCGAGCCCUGGGUCCCGACAGAUCCAGCUGUGGCACUUCAUCCUGGAGCUGCUCCGAAAGGAGGAGUAUCACGAUGUCAUCGCCUGGCAGGGGGACUACGGCGAGUUUGUCAUCAAGGACCCGGAUGAGGUGGCCCGACUGUGGGGCGCCAGGAAGUGCAAACCCCAAAUGAACUACGAUAAACUGAGCAGGGCUCUGAGAUACUACUACAACAAGAGAAUUCUUCAUAAGACUAAAGGCAAGAGGUUCACCUACAAGUUCAACUUCAACAAGCUGGUUUUAGUCAACUACCCCUUCAUCGACAUGGGCUCCACUGGAAGCAAUGUUCCUCAGAGUGCCCCUCCUGUCCCCACCGGUGCAGGAAGCCACUUCCGCUUUCCUCCUUCAACACCUUCUGAUGUCCUCUCCCCCAACGAGGACCUGCGUAGCCCCGGUGGCAUGUUCAGCUCUGUGGCCCGACGCAUGGCUCGAGGCUCCGUCAGCGACUGCAGCGACGGCACCUCGGUCAACUCUGAGAUUGAGGACGGCAACACAGGAGCGGGUGAGGAGAGAGGGGAGAGGGUAGUGAGCGGAGGAGGAGGAGGACCUGGUGUAGGAAUAGGCUACCGGAGUAUGAUCCAUCCUCGUCUGUCUCAUGAGACCCUCUUCCGGAUGUACGGAGGAGGCAACCCGGCCGGACACCCAGGCUCCCGGGGCCACACCGGGCACCGUAUGCACCAGGAGCCCCAUUCCCCCUUCCCUGUGUCCCCUCUGCCAGGGCCGGGAGGGUCCGGCCUCCUGGCCCCUCCUCUGUCCCCUGCCCUCUCCAUGACCCCCACAUCUCACCUGCCCUACACCCCUUCACCCACCUUGUCCCCCAUGUUAGGCUCCCACUUCUCCUUCAAUCCAGACGACAUGAAGCGCUACCUGCAGGCCCACACCCAGUCGGUGUACAACUACGGCCUCAGCCCGAGAGCUUUCCUCCAGUACCCCAACAUCAUCAUCCCGCACCCCCACCGACCCACCGCCGACAAGUCCGGUCUGAGUGGAGAGAGAGGAGCGGCAGAGAGAGCAGAAAGAGCAGCGACAGCAGGCGGAGGAGAGAGGGGAGGAGAGCGGCACCACCAUCCGUCUCUGGGUCACUCCACCCACCACCACCAACACCCUCACUCUGCUCACCCUCACCCUCACCCCCAUUCCCAUCCCAUGCAUCACCCGCUCCAUCUGGGUGAGGAGCCUCAACACAUGUCUCCCUUCAAGUUCAAGCUGCAGCCACCGCCACUGGGCAGGAAGCAGAAGGAAACUCCAAUCCACAGCAAACACAGGCAGAGCUCGCUGUCCUCAGGAUCCGGGUCCAUGACGUCAUCGGGUCUGGGCUCAUCACUGUCGUUCGGCAGUGACAUGAGCUCAGCCAGCGGCUCAGGCCUCAUCUCUGCCUCCUCUUCAACACAGUCUCUAAACAGCGCCGGACUUCCCAAGAUUAAGGUGGAGCCAAUCUCUGACAUAGAGUCUGAGGAAGAGGUGGAGGUGACCGACAUCAGUGAUGAGGACCCAGAUGAAAGAGAUGAAGAGUUCUUCUCCUCUCGCCACUUAAGAGCCUCUGACCACCGCAUCCACCACCACCUUGCUAACGGCACAGCCGCAGCCCAUCAUCAUCACCACCAUGAUGAGGACCUGGACGAGGAUGUCUUCAAAGCCCCGGCUCCGCCUCCACCUGGCCUGAUGCCCUUCUUCACCUCGCAGCACGCACACUCCGCACAUCGUGUGGUGCCCACCCUCAAGACGGAGCCCAUCGAGCCAGUGGAGAGCAGCACGCCUCCCCCUCCGAUCAGCCCGUCUCCCCAGACCAAGUGCAUCCCCCUGAAGCUGCGCUUCAAAAGGCGCUGGAGCGAAGACCAGCGUAUGGAGGCCUCACAGGAGGAGUCGGACGAUAAGAAAGUACGAGCAGAGGAGGAGAGGGAAAGAGAGAGGCAAAGUAAUGGACGGAUGGAGAUGGAAGAGGACAGGACAGGGAGCGGAGAAGGGGACAGUCCUCCCCCACUGGCCUACGAGGGCUCUUUAGCCACGCCGCUGGCCUCACACAGGAGGGUGAGUGCAGAGCUGCAUCGUGCCACUGCACAGCUGUCGCUGGAGAACAAAGACUGCUGAUGAGAAUCCCAGCGUUAACACUACUGUCCCAGUAGCACAGGAGUAUGUAAAUGGUUCCUCUGUAAUCCCUCUCCCAUACUGACAAACUAGAAUCCUGAGCAGAGUUUGACCGACACAUACAUUCAAAACCAGCUCCUCAAAGACCCGGCAGCAACGUCCUGUCUGCAUCACGACUCCUCUGGGACCGAUCCUGUGGGAGGAGGGAGGAGCUCCCACUCCAUCCCAGGCACGGUGACUGUACCAGGGCUGAAAUCAGACGGCUGCUGCCUCGUGAUACCUGGCCUCUAGUUCACCUCCCACCUGGCCAGUGAAGCUCCAGACGCCCUGUCCCAGUAGCACGGCUCCUGCCUUCAGACCCCGACCAGUAGGACCAGCAGCCAGUCAAGACUUCACUCAGGACACACACACACACACACACACACACACACACACACUCCCUUACAGCCCAGCAACACAAACUCACACACACUCCUCCCAUCAAACUGUUCCUUCAAGACAACAGGACUCUGACAAGUGCCUGUAUCUAAAACCCACCGCCCUGGAUUGGAGCAAAGAUGGGAGAGUGUGGCGGAGGAGUCUUUGAGUCUGUCCGAUCACAAGGACAAAAAGGAAAAGUGUGUGUGCAGGUGAACGACUGAAGAGCAGAGCUGUUGGUGUUGUCUGACUGACUCUUAAACCUGACCCACUCCACUCAGGGAAGCCUAUUGAUGUAUGUUUAUUUGAUUCAUGCACACACUCGAAAAGAUAAAACAAAAAGCAAAAAAAAAACAGCCAACGGUGAAUGGGACUUGGGGACUAUGGACACACAACGGUGUUCCCAUCAACGCAAGACCAUAAGAACUCACAGACACACACAGACACACACUCUGAAUCUCUGGCACACUGCUCCCUCAGAGAUUAUGACUUUUGUACAACCUUCUUUCUGUCUCUCUCCCGUCCUGCCCCUCUUUCUCUCGCGGACCACCUGCGGAAACAUCACGACUCCACUCACAGAAAAUGACAGACGAUGGAAAAGGAGG
Messenger RNA from Limanda limanda (common dab), 3822 nucleotides. It is a transcript of the gene erfl3, whose product is annotated as Ets2 repressor factor like 3. Gene Ontology annotation, molecular function: DNA-binding transcription factor activity, RNA polymerase II-specific; sequence-specific DNA binding. The transcript has 5 exons. The record is from RefSeq and is a predicted model, not a curated record. Gene Ontology annotation, cellular component: nucleus. NCBI's taxonomy places the organism in Eukaryota, Metazoa, Chordata, Actinopteri, Pleuronectiformes, Pleuronectidae. Bases 620 to 2803 code for a protein of 727 amino acids. Gene Ontology annotation, biological process: regulation of transcription by RNA polymerase II; cell differentiation.